ACUGAAGCUUGCCCUUUGUGGUCUUCAUGUGGGCACCUUGUCUCGAGAGACCAUCCUGGUGCUUAACACAGAGGGGCAUUGGUGGAGUGUGUGUUGCCCAUCCAGGGUCCGGUUGUAAGUUUCAUGGUUUCUUGGAACAUGUUUCUCUCCAUUCUCUGCUUCGGUUCUGACACCCUGUAGCCAGUUGGGUCCAGCUGCAGAGAAGGGGUCAUCAGUGGGGAAGUCAUUAAUUUUAGCCCUAGAGUAAAAGUUCAAAGCAGAAAAGUCCAUGCUACCUCAUGGGAUGAGAAUUUAAGGCUUGUGCUUGCCUCUAAAACAGACUCCUGGGAAGACAAGAGGAGGGCACAGGAGUAGGAUCCCUUGGUGGUAGAACCAUUCUUGUAUGAUCUUUGGGGCCUCUUCACAUUACAGAACCACAGCGUUCCCUGAGCUGUGCCCCCUAGAAACUGCUGUGAGCUUAGAUUCCAGCUCCAGGCAUUAGUGAUGCUGACCUUUUUCUCUUGAUACUGGGAAGAGUCAGCUGUAUUCUGAUUUCCCUCUUGCUUCCGUCUGGAUGUGUUCGUUGUGGAUAAUGGGUGUGUCUGGUGGUGGACAGUGUGUUUUUACUUCACCAGCCUGGGGUUUCACAGUUCUCUUCUCCCUGGUACUAUAGUUUUGCAGAAGGCACACGAAGAGGAGGAGAGCAUCGCUACUUAUUUAACAGCAAACUCAAGGUCUGUCUGUGUUUUCUCUUUGCCCUGUCAGAUGCGUUUCUGUUUCACAGAACAUGGAAUAUUUGCUUUCCUCCUCCUAAAUUACCCUGCUUAAUUGUGGCCUGUCCAUUUACAUGGUGCCUAGGCUGUCUCUUCCCAAUUAAUUACUGGACCAUAGAGUGGGUUCCCUUAUACUCCUCUGCCUCUCCAAGUGCUCUUCUCCUUUCCAGUUAACAUUCACAUACCAAUGGCUAGAUCAUUCAGCUCCCCUGUGUGCUCUUUUUUUUCCCCUCCAAACCAUUCGUAUAGUAUAGACGUACACCUGGCGAAUGUUAGAGGUCUAUUUUAGAAUAUGAUUUGUUAAAGCAGAGACCAGUGGUCAGGUAGAGUAACACUAGAUACGUUUGAUCUUAUUCACAGACUGAAUUUUCAAACAAAGCAAAAUAGAUGAUUUGAUUGAUUUCAAUCAGUAAGUGACAAAGUCAGCUUUACAGACAUUUGAUCCAGAGACCCAUUGCUGUUGAGUCGAUUCCAGCUCAUAGCCACCCUAUAGGACAGCGUAGAACUGCCCCAUAGGGUUUCCAAGGAGCGCCUGGUGGAUAUGAACUGCUGACCUUUUGGUUAGCCGUAGCUCUUAACCACUAUGCCACCAGGGUUUCCUUACAGUCGUUUAGGAAUGGGAAUACAAUUGGUUUUUUGCACAGAGAGGUCCAUGUCAAUAAGGACAUGGAGUUUUUCCAGAGAAUCCAUGAAGAGAUUUGAGUGGUGACCCCCCCCCAAAAAAAAAAAACUGUUGAGAUUUAGUAGUGUGACUUGUUUCAGAUCACACAUUGGUGUGGAUUUUGAGAUGCAGUGCAGUAUGAUGGUCCUUGAGUCGAGAGCCACACAGUCCGGUACAAAAAUAACGAGACCCAGAUAUGUAAUUUUUAAAUUUUUGUCAACCACAUUUUAAAAAGUAAAAAGAAACAGCUGAAAUUAAUUAUAAUAAUGUGUUUUAUGAAGCCAGUAUAUCCAAAAUUGUAUUUCAACAUGUAAUACUAUAAAAAAAUAAUGAGAUAUUUUACGUUUAUAUUUUCGUACUAAGUUUUCAAAACCUGGUACAUAUUCCACUCCUUACAGCAUUUCUGAGUUUGGAUGCUAAAUUCUCAAUGGUUAAAAUGAAAUGUAGUCCUACCAAAAUAAUAAGGUUGUGUUUAAUACAAAAACAUUUUACAUUUAUAUUAGUUUUGUAUUUAGAUUUAUAUUAGUUAAGAUGAAAAUAAAAAUUCUUGGUAACACUAGCCACAUUUUAAGGGAUCAAUAGUCAGUUUCUUGUAAAAUGUAGAUAGUAAUCAUAUCAGUGCUUUGGGGUUUUGAUGAGGAUUGGAUACAUUAAUAUGGUUAAAGCCCUAGAGAAGUGUCUAGCAGUAAAUAAGUCCUCAAGGGGAAAAAAAAAAAAACUAAUUAUGUGAAGAUUUUAAGUAUUCCCCAUAAAUUUUCUAUAAAUCAAGAGCAAAGAAAACAUAGUUAAUUUUGUUGGACACUUAAAAAAUAUAUUUAAAAACCAGGUUUGCAAAUGUCCUAGAGUAGGAAUUCUUUUUUUUUUUUUUUCAGUUGUGCUUUAGGUGAAAGUUUACAGCUCAAGUUAAUUUCUCAUAAGGAAUUAUUAACCUGAAGCAGUUUUUCUCUGUUGUGGGGCUCACCCAUUCAAACCAGUGGUUGUCAAGUCAAUUCAGACUCAUAGCUACCCUGUAGGACAGAGUAUAACUGCCCCAUGGGGUUUCCAAGAAGUGGCUGGUGAAUCCAGACUGCCAGCGUUUUGGUUAGCUGCCGGGCUGUUAACCACAGCACCACCAGGGCUCCAUGUUCAUUGUUACUGGCAAAUAUAUUCCAUUUCUAUAUGUUAUAGUCCCAACAAUAUAUCAUACACAUUUUUUUAUAUAAUUGCCUUUUGAAUCAAUUAAGAGAAGAAAAGAAGAAAUACAUUUAUACGGUAUUUUAUAAUUAUAUAAUUACCUUUGUUUAACACUGCUCUCUGUGUUUUCUGCGGAUUUGAAUUACUGUCUAGGGUCUCUGAGACUUGUAAGUCAGGACUCGUAACAACAAAUCCUCUUAGUUUUUGUUUUAUUUGGAAAUACCUUUACAUUGCCUUCAUUUUUUGAAAGAUAACUUGGUUUACAGGUUUUUUUUUCUUUCUUUGAGCUCUUUGAAUAUGUUCUUUCACUGCCUUCUGGUUUCCAUUGUUUUGAUGAGAAGUCAGCUGUUAAUCUUAUUGGAGUUCCCUUGUAAAUGAAGGGUCAUUUUUUUCAUUGCUGCUUUCAAGGUUUUGUCCUUGUAUUUAGCUUUCUGUAUUUUUUCCUACAUUAUUCGUGGAUCCCUUAGAGUUCAUUGAGCUUCUUGGAUGUGUAGACAGAAGUCUUUCAACAAGUUUGGGAAGUUUUCAGGCAUUAUUUCAUUGACUAUCUUUCUGUUUCUUUCCUCUCCUGUCCUAGUAAUUCUAUUACCCAUAUAUUUGUGUGCUUAGUUGUGUCUCUCAUUUUUGUGAGGCUCUGUUCUUUUUUCUUCAUUCUUUUUUCUCUGCGUUCUUCAGAUUGCAUAAUCUCUAUCAUUUUGUCUUCAAAUUCACUCAUUUUUUUCCUCAGCCAGUUCAAAUCUGCUGAAGCCAUCCAAUGAAUUUUUUAUUUUAGGUAUUGUACUUUUCAACUCCAGAAUUUUCAUUGAGUUCUUAUUUCUCUUUGUUAGUGUUAUUGAUUUGAUGCAACACUGUCAUCAUACUUCUUUUAUCAUGGUUUCCUUUAGUUCUUUAACUCUAUUUACAAUGGAUUCUCUAAAGUCUUUGUCUAUAUAAAUAUGACAUCUGUUUGCUCUUACGGACAGUUUUGUUCUGUUUUCCUGCAUUUUUUUCUGGUAUAUGGGUCAUAUUUUCAUUUUUUUUUGCGCAUCUCAUAAUUCCUGUUGCGGUUAGAAACUGAAUGUUUUAGGAUAUGUUGUAGCAACUCUGGGUCCUGGUCCCCACCUUCAGAAUUUGUUAUUGUUAUUUGCUUGUGUAUCUGUUUGGUGACUAUUAGGAUAAUAAUGAACAUAAAUCAGAUCUCCACUUUUUACGUCUGUGACACCAGCUACAACAUGCAGCCCUUCUUUCUCUGACCAUAGUCACCCGGAGCAAGCUCAGAUGUCACAAGUUAAAAGGGCACCAUCCUUCAGAUUGCCGGAUAGAAGAUAGCCUUCCUUCUGGGGGCUGGAAAGAGAGACCUGUGAUCUUGAAACUGCCAGUCUAGAGUAGAUCUCUGUCUUGCUGAUGUGGGAGUGGAGAAAGAGAGCACAGAUCUUGGUUUGAACACCACGGACUCUCUCAGUUCUUUCCAAGUUUUGUUUUGCUGGACAGCAGGUCCACAGAGCACGUCACGCUGUCAUGCCAGAAGUAGAAUUCCCUGACCAACUCUUUGCAGUUUUACCCAUGGACCACGAAAUGGUGACAUUCAGGGAUGUGGUCAUCAGCUUCUCUCAGGAGGAGUGGGAAUAUCUGGAUUCUUCUCAGAAGGAUUUGUACUGGGAUGUCAUGAUGGAGAACUACAGCAACUUGGUCUCACUGGAUUUGGAGUCAGGACAUGAAACAAAGAGUUUAGGUAUAGAAAAAGACAUUAUUGAGAACAGUGAUUCUCAGUGGGACAUGAUGGAAAGUAGUAAGUCCAUUGGCCUUGAGAGCUUCAUUUUCAGAAAUGACUGGCAGAGCAAGAGCAAUAUUGAAGUACAAGGACCUGAAGUGGGAUAUUUCGGUAAAAUGAAAAUCAUCUCUGAAAAAGUGCCCAAUUACAAGAAUCAUAAAUGUCUUAGACUAUUACAUCAGAGAAUUCACCACAACAAGGAGCCCUAUGAAUAUAAGGAAUAUGGAAACAUCUUUAGUUGUGAUUCAAACGUUGAAGAAUAUGAAAGAAUACAUGCAGGUGAGAAAAUAUAUGAAUGUAAUGAAUGUUGGAACUCCUUUGGUGUGGAUGUCCCAUAUCCUGUACAACUGAAUUUCCAUACUGGUGUGAAACCUUUUAAGUGUAUUGAAUAUGAGAAUAUAUUGAAUUUUUAUGAAGACGUUAGUGAACACCAGAAAAUUCAUAAUAAUGAGAAGUACCAUAAAUAUAAGAAAUACAGAAGGACUUUUAAAGUAGUUGGAAAAAUGACUUCACUUCAGAAGAUUCAUACUAGUGGGAAACCCUAUGAAUGCAUGGUCUGUGGGAAAUCCUUUAGGAUGCAUGCACAGCUUACUCGACAUCAAAAAAUCCAUAGUGAUGACAAGCCCUACAAAUGUUUGGAAUGUGGCAAGGACUUCAGAUUUCAAUCACAGCUUACUGAACAUCAGAGAAUUCAUACUGGUGAGAAACCCUACAAAUGUAUGGAAUGCGAAAAGGUCUUUAGAAUUAGUUCACAGCUUAUUGAACAUCAGAGAAUUCAUACUGGUGAGAAACCUUAUACGUGUAGGGAAUGUGGGAAGGCUUUCGGAGUCUGUAGAGAACUUGCUCGACACCAGAGAAUCCAUACCGGUAAGAAACCCUAUAAAUGCAAGACAUGUGGAAAGGUCUUUAGAAAUAGUUCAUCCCUGACUAGACAUCAGAGAAUUCAUACUGGUGAAAAACCAUAUAAAUGUAAGGAUUGUGGGAAAGCUUUUGGGGUAGGAAGUGAACUUACCCGACAUCAGAGAAUCCAUAGUGGUCAGAAACCUUAUGAAUGUAAGGAGUGUGGAAAGUUCUUUAGACUUACUUCAGCCCUUAUUCAACAUCAGAGAAUUCAUAGUGGGGAGAAACCCUAUGAAUGUAAGGCAUGUGGGAAAGCGUUUAGACACAGUUCAGCCCUUACUGAACAUCAGAGAAUUCAUACUGGAGAGAAACCUUAUGAAUGUAAGGCAUGUGGGAAGGCCUUUAGACAUAGUUCAUCCUUUACAAAGCAUCAGAGAAUUCACACUGGUGAGAAACCCUAUGAAUGUAAAGAAUGUGGGAAGACCUUGCGCUUGGGUAGGCACAUUACUUGACAUCAGAAAAGUCAUACUGAUGAGAAGUCAUUUGAAUGAAAAAAAAAGGAGUGUAUAAAAGCCCUUCGUUUCUUGUUUUUCACUGGAAAAACUUGUGCACUCAAGAAGUAAUCCAGGGGAUUCAGUCUCUCUCUCUUUUUAAAAAUGUUUCCACACUUUAUGGCCACUCUGUACUUAAAGACAGAUUUGCUUAGUCAUAGUGGUACAUACUUUCAGCUUUGUCAGAUAACUGCCGAGUAUUUCUCCUUUUUAUAUCAAUUUAAGUGCUUAAUGUUCAUUGACACACGAGGGUCCCUGUUAGUCGAUUUCAGAAAUGUGUGGAAUGUGUAUUUCCCUAAUUAUUAGUGACUUGAGCAUCUUUUCAUAUGUUUCUUGUCCAGGCAUAUUUUGUUUAUAGUGACUUAUUGUUUGUGCUUUUGCCCUAUUUUCUGUUUGUUGUUUUUGGCUUGUUGAUUUGUAAUAUUACUCAAAUACAUUUUUUUUUGCAUCCUAAUUCUUUACUUGUUUACGACAUGCUUGUCUCACUCCAGAGAACCCUAGUUAGAACUGCCAUCUACAUACAAUGUGGUUUAAAAGUUCUGUGGCUCUGCAGAUUUUUGUUUUCUGUUGUUUUUGUUUUAAUGAUAGCUGUGUAAUCGCCUUUCUGUUUUCAUCAAAUGGUUGAAUUCUUUUUGAAUUUCUACUUUGUUUUUGACACAAGUUGCCUCUAAAUACCUACAGCACAAUUCCUUUAAGCAGCCUUUUCACCUCCGAUUAUUACCAACCAGGAUCCAAAUGAAAGAAGCACUUUAAAAUGUUUGAUAAAAAUUACUAACCGAAUCUGUCAGUUUCUUAAAUUUGUAAAACACCUUUAAAAAGAGAAAAGAAGUGCACAUGUAGUUACCAUAAAUUGAUCGCUGAACUUACAUAAAGAGGGUUUACAACCGUACUAUUACCAUGGCUUCAGUUGAGGUUUCUGUCUUUUCUUACUAUGGUUUAUUUUUUUUUUCUCUGUCAGAGUUGCCUUAAUUGGGUUUGGGCAGUUAAACAAUAGACUUUCUUUGGUUUGAGUAUUCUCACCAGACUCCACUGAAAAAAAACAAGACAAUCACAAAGAGAUGAUGUUGCAAAUCUUAGUUUUCCAUCGUCCCUCUUAGGACUGUAGACCUGGUUAUGCAAUCAGUGUGACCACGAGCCACUGGUUAUUAGAUAUUUUUAUGGGAAAAUUUACCCGUUAUAGUUGGGUACAUAUAUGUCACCAUCAUUUAAUCUUGGAAAUGAGUGACUUUCCCAGAGUUUGUAUACUCAUUACAAUUUUGCAUGAUCAGCAAUAGUAACUAAGGUAUUCUUUUAUCGGAUAUGUUGAGUUGUCUUCUAAGUAUUCCUUAUUAGUAUUUUAUCGAAAUAAGCUGUUUUUUAAAUUAUCCAACUUACUGCUAUUUUAGGGGAUGCUGGUGGCUCAGUGGUUAAGCAUCUGUCUGCUAACCAAAAGCUCGGUCGGCACCCCUGAGCUACCCCACAGGAGGAAGACGUGGCGGUCUGCUCCGGUAAAGGUCACAGCCGCGGAAACCCCGGGGGGCAGUCCGACUCUGUCCUGUAGGGUUGCUGACAGUCAGAGUCGGCUUGACAGCAGUGGGCGUGCUUUGGGUCUUUGUAGCUAUUUCAUGUCCUGAGCUGUAAGUCAGUGAGUGUUACUACUCUGUUUACCGGAAUAUUUGCGUAUUUCGUAUCUUUGGAAGAGGGGAACACUAUUUCCUGUGAUUUUCUGUGACCACUGCCACUGACUUAAUCUUGUUCCCAGUCUUCUGGUUAUUCUGAGUUACUGUCAGUGCUGCUUAAUUUCCCUCUUCUUGGUGUAACACUCCUUGUUCUAUACUUCCUUGUGUUGUUUUUUUCUUUCCAGCUUAAACAAAUUAACACAAAAGCCUAUCUAAACUUUACGUAAAAAACUUUAUAUAAAAACAUAAAAUUAAUGACAUUAUACAAAAUAACCAUGAGUUUUGUCACUUUUUUAAAUCAUUAAUGAAUAAAAUAUAUCCUUAUCGUGGUCUCCCUUAUUUGUAUUCAUUUUUGUCACGUUACAUUAAUGUUUUUCAUUUGAGUUUUUUUUAUGACCUCAGGGCUUUUAACAGACUGUGCUACUCCAAUAAGCCAUCGAAUUGUUGUUUUAUUAUUGUUAUUUUUACUACUGUUUGGUGCUCAGGUUGAUAAAAUGUCAUCAUUCUUUUCCAUUUUCUUCUGCCCCUUUAUCCUUUCUGCAUUUUGCUUGGCCUAUUUGGGAGCUUUGUAUUUGUGUUUUUUUCCAAAUAGAGGAGGAUAUUUAUUGCUGCCCUGACCUAUGGAAUAAGCUACCCCCUAUAAAGGAAUCUUGGAGCCCUGGUUAAGAGCUCAGCUGCUAACCAACAGGUCAGCAGUUUGAAUUCACCACCCGCUCCUUGGAAACCCUAUCGGGCAGCUCUACUCUGUCCAGUAGGUUCACUGUGAGUCAGAAUCGACUUGAUGGCAACAGGUUUGUUUUUUCCUUUUAAAGGAAUCUUGGUUCCAUUUAAUGGCAAAUAGUAUUAAAGAGUAAAAUAUGAGUGAUAGAGGUGCACAGAGACUGUGGUAUACAAAAAUACUGCUUGUUGAAAUACCUUUAAAUUAAUGGCAGAACUGACAAAGUAUUUUCAAGACCUUAUUUUUGCAUUGAUUUUUUGAAAAAUCAACUUUGAGAUGUGAUUUACAUGCAAUAAAACACACCUAACAUAAUUAUGAAGUUUUAGUUUUAAUGAAUUAUGCAUCUGUGUAAUCAACUUCCCAGUCAAGAUAGUGACAUUUCCGUAUCCUCAGAUAGUCCUACAUGCUCCUUUUCCGUUAUCUCCACUUGCCCCAGGCAGCCACUGAUCUCCUUUCUAUCAGUAUAAUUUAUUUUACAUUUCCUAGAAUUUCAUACAAAUGGGAACACACAGCAUGUAAUAUUUUGUAUUUGGAUUCUUUUACCAACAUAUUUUUGAGAUUUACAAAUGUUUUAUUUUUAGGUAUUACUUUGUUCUCUUCAUUAUGGGAUAAUAUUAUAUAGAUAAAAAAAAUGAUAAGCCACAAUUUUUUUAAUGCGUUUAUAUCUUGAUGGACAUUUGAUUUGUUUCAUGUUUUUUGGUAUUAUGGGUAAAACUGCCAUGAAUAAUCAUGCGUAGGUCUUUUCAUGGAUGUUGUUAUUGUUGUUCUGAAGUGCCGUCGAGUUGGUUCCGACUCAUAGCGAACCUAUACACAACAGAACGAAACACUGCCUGGUCCUACGACAUCCUUAGAAUCGUUGUUAUGCUUGAGUUCACUAUUGCAGCCACUGUAUCAAUCCACCUUGUUGAGGGUCUUCCUCUUGUCCGCUGACCCUGUACUCUGCCAAGCAUGAUGUCCUUCUCCAGGGAUUGAUUCUUCCUGACAACAUGUCCAAAGUAUGUAAGACCCAGUCUCACCAUCCUUGCUUCUGAGGAGCAUCCUGGCUGUACUUCUUCUAAGACAGAUUUGUUAGUUCUUUUGGCAGUCCAUGGUAUAUUCCAUAUUCUUUGCCAACACCACAAUUCAAAGGCGUCAAUGCUUCUUCAUUCUUCCUUGUUCAUUGUCAAGCUUUCAUACGUAUAUGGUGCGAUUGAAAAUACCAUGGCUUGGAUAAGGUGCACCUUAGUCUUCAAGGUGACAUCUUUGCUCUUCACCACUUUAAAGAGAUCCUUUGCAGCAGAUUUACCCAGUGCAAUACAUCUUUUGAUUUCAUGACUGCUGCUUCCAUGGCUGUUAAUUGUGGAUCCAAGUAAAAUGAAACCCUUGACAACUUCAAUCUUUUCUCCGUUUAGCAUGAUGUCGUUCAUUGCUCCAGUUGUGAGGAUUUUUGUUUUCUUCAUGUUGAGAUGCAGUCUAUACUGAAGGCUGUGGUCUUUGAUCUUCAUUAGUAAGUGCUUCAAGUACUCUUCACUUUCAGCAAGCAUGGUUUUAUCAUCUGCAUAAUGCAGGUUGUUAACAAGUCUUCCUCCAAUCCUGAUGCCCCGUUCUUCAUAUAGUCCAGCUUCUCGGAUUAUUUGCUCAGCAUACAGAUUGAAUAGGUAUGGUGAAAGGAUACAACCCUGACGCACACCUUUCCUGACUUUAAAACAAUCAGUAUCCUCUUGUUCUGUCCGAACAACUACCUCUUGAUUUAUGUAAAGGUUCCUCAUGAGCACAGUUUAGUGUUCUGGAAUUCCCAUUCUUUGCAAUGUUAUCCGUGAUUUGUUAUGAUCCACACAGUCGAAUGCCUUUGCGUAGUCCGUAAAACACAGGUAAACAUCCUUCUGGUAUUCUCUGCUUUCAGCCAGGAUCCCUCAGACAUCAGCAAUGAUAUCCCUGGCUCCAUGUCCUCUUCUGAAACUGGCCUGAAUUUCUGACAGUUCCCUGUCAAUAUACUACUGCAGCCGUUUUUGAAUGAUCUUAAGCAAAAUUUUGCUUCUGUGCGAUAUUAAUGAUAUUGUUCUAUAAUUUCCACAUUUUGCAUCACCUUUCUUGGGAAUAGGCAUAAAUAUGGAUCUCUUCCAGUCAGUUGGCCAGGAAGCUGUCUUCCAUAUUUCUUGU
Messenger RNA from Loxodonta africana (African savanna elephant), 10242 nucleotides. RefSeq names its product zinc finger protein 529 (gene ZNF529). Gene Ontology annotation, cellular component: nucleoplasm. The record is from RefSeq and is a predicted model, not a curated record. Bases 4084 to 5688 code for a protein of 534 amino acids. The transcript has 5 exons. NCBI's taxonomy places the organism in Eukaryota, Metazoa, Chordata, Mammalia, Proboscidea, Elephantidae. Gene Ontology annotation, molecular function: RNA polymerase II cis-regulatory region sequence-specific DNA binding; DNA-binding transcription repressor activity, RNA polymerase II-specific. Gene Ontology annotation, biological process: regulation of transcription by RNA polymerase II.